AUGUGGAAGAUAAUUCAGGAGGCCUUUGAGCAUUCCAAUACACGCUGCCCUGACAUUCCUGCUGAGGAAAGUCUUCUUGACUUCUUUCGUCGCAAACUUCCAGAACACAUACCUGACGCGGAACCGGAUCACCUCAAGGCCCGCACAAUCGUGUUGCAGUUGGCCGAGUCCUGGGGCGCCUUCGUGGGUAGUCCGGUGUCCACCCAGAGUCUCAGGUUCUUCUGGCUCGAGGAGUGCAUCGAUGGCGGAACCUUAUUCUGCGCCGACACCUACCGUAAGAUACUGAAAACGGUCGCGAGACCUGCCCAAGAGAAAGCGACUAUCAUGUUGGGCACCAAGAUCACCAGGUUUGAUAUACGGACGUCGGGCAGCUCAAGGCCUCGGGUCCAUACAGAGGAAGGCCAAACCCUAGAAUUCGAUGAAGUGGUCUGCACAGCUCCACUAGGGUGGCUGAAGAAGAACCUGGAUGCCUUUCACCCCUUGCUACCAGAUCGUCUCCAACAAAGUAUUGCAGCCAUAGGCUAUGGGUGCUUGGAGAAAGUGUAUAUUAGUUUUCCUCAGCCGUUCUGGUUGACCCCUGAUAAGACCGGGCGUGUUAUGCAAGGCUUCGGCCAGUGGCUCACCCCAAAGUAUGCACUGGAGUCCAACCCGACACGUUGGAGCCAGGAGGCUGUUGAACUCGCUUCGCCAAGUCUUGGAACCUCGCAUUCAACGCUCCUCUUCUACAUCUUUGGAAACGAGUCUCGGUUCAUCACGCAGCAGGUCGGUAGUUUGGAGACGAAGCAAACACGCGACGAUUUCCUUCGGAUCUUCUUCAAACCAUACUACUCUCGAUUGCCUCAGUAUGACGAGUCGUCUGCAGAUUGCUUACCGACUGCCUUCCUAUCGACGGAUUGGCUCCAUGAUGAUCUCGCAGGGAACGGCAGCUACUGCAACUUCCAGACGGGCCUCGCGCGGGGUGACGACGAUAUUCGGGCCAUGCGUGAGGGGCUUCCCGAAGCCGGUUUAUGGCUUGCGGGGGAGCAUACGGCGCCGUUUGUCGCCCUGGGCACAGCGACGGGGGCAUACUGGAGUGGCGAGAAUGUCGGGCGAAGAAUAGCAAGGAUGCACGGGCGAGACCCACGAGCGUAG
Molecule: messenger RNA, 1131 nt
Organism: Verticillium alfalfae VaMs.102
Lineage: Eukaryota; Fungi; Ascomycota; Sordariomycetes; Glomerellales; Plectosphaerellaceae
Product: ATPAO3
Exons: 3
Coding region: 1-1131 (376 amino acids)
Molecular function (GO): oxidoreductase activity
Source: RefSeq, a predicted model, not a curated record